CUGGAACUAUAAUUACAAUCACAUGGGUGGGUAACUUCCAGCAAAGGAAAGAAAAAUGGAGAAAAUUUGCUUUGAAACAGAAGAAUAGGGUAAGAUUUUAGGUUUUAAUCCUGCAAACUGUAUAUAUGUGUAAAGUUAUGCACAUGCAGGAGUGAGCCUUACAGUUGAACUGAGCUGAAGCAGGAAAGCAUUCUUGUUAGGUUGCUAAAUGUUUUUGAUAACUGACCCUAAAGAAGGGAACAACUGUUGCAACAGUGGAAGCUAGUAGAAUCUGGCACAGGAGAAAUCAUUAAUGGAAAAGGUGAAGAAUGCAUCAGUUUUUUCUGGAAUGAGGAGCAUGGAUGCUGGUCCUGUACCUUCUAACAAAUCAGGAUUUCUAACUGGAACAACUUUUCCACUUGAUCAGAACAGACCGCAAGUAAUACGUAGAAAUCCAUUUGGAAUGGACAUCUGUUGUCGGAAGGGGUCAAGAAGCCCGCUCCAGGAACUGUACAAUCCCAUCCAGUUGGAGUUGUCUAACACAGCAAUCCUUCAUCAGAUUAGGAGAGACCAAGUCACAGAUACAUGUCGAGCCAACAGCAUGUCUAGCAGGAAACGCCGUGUGCUGACACCCAACGAUCUCAAACAUUUGGUGGUGGAUGAAGAUCAUGAAAUGAUCUAUUGUUAUGUACCCAAGGUGGCCUGUACAAACUGGAAGAGAGUCAUGAUGGUCUUGACAGGAAGGGGCAAAUACAGUGACCCCAUGGAAAUACCAGCCAAUGAAGCCCAUAUAUCCUCAAACCUGAAGACCCUCAACCAGUACAGCAUUCCAGAGAUCAACCACCGCUUAAAAAGCUACAUGAAGUUCCUGUUUGUCCGUGAGCCUUUCGAGAGACUGGUGUCAGCCUAUAGGAACAAGUUCACUCAGAAGUACAACACCUCCUUUCACAAGAGAUACGGUACCAAAAUUGUGAGGCGCCAAAGGAAAAAUGCCACCCAGGAGGCUCUGCGUAAAGGUGAUGAUGUGAAAUUUGAGGAGUUUGUGGCAUAUCUCAUUGACCCAAAUACCCAAAGAGAAGAACCUUUCAAUGAGCACUGGCAAACUGUCUACUCCCUCUGCCACCCCUGCCAUAUCCAUUAUGACCUCAUAGGAAAGUAUGAGACACUUGAAGAUGAUUCCAAUUACAUCCUUCAACUUGCAGGAGUAGGCAGCUACCUGAAGUUCCCCACCUAUGCAAAGUCUACGAGAACUACUGAUGAAAUGACCACAGAGUUCUUCCAGAACAUCAGCUCGGAACACCAAACACAACUGUACGAAGUCUACAAACUUGAUUUUUUAAUGUUCAAUUACUCAGUGCCAAGCUACCUGAAACUGGAAUGAGGGGGAGGAGGAGGAGGAAAGAAAGCCUGUUUUAUUUAAGAUUUUUAUUUGUCAUAAUAAAUAUGGAGAAUUGUUAUUUUGUAAAUUAAUAUUUUCUUUUUGAAUGAUGCUGCGAGCAGCACAGUCAAAAUUAUUUAAAUCAUCUGUAAGAAAGGACAGUUCUCUUUGCGGGGUAACAGGAUGGUGGUGAUCUCGCUUUAGAAAUGAAUAUUACUGCUACACUGUUUAUAAACGUUAAUUGUGUUCUGGUGAAUUUCAUUUAUCUUUGCAUUCAACAAAUUCUAAUUAAUGUUAUUUAUACUUAUUUAAAACAUGGUCUCUUGGUAGGUUUCACUUGAGCAGCAGAAAUACAAUAAUAUUUGGACAAAGGGAAUCUGGUUUUGUGCUUUCCUCAGCUGAAUUUAUUUGUUUAUUGUUACUAGCCGUAUGUUUUGGAAACCCUAGUAGAAAUAAUUUCUUCCAAGGCACUUAAAGCAAAAUUAGAAAGUUCUCUUCUCAUACAAGAAAGAAAAAUAUGAAACACAUUUUGUUACAAAAAUAUUUAAAAUCCAGGACCAAGAGAAAUUGGUUUCUUCAAGGGAUACAUUCAAGCAUACAUUUCUUAUCUGGACAUGGUAAUAUCGCCAGUAUCGUUUGUGUCCCAGUGCCUGGCAUGUCCAAGCCUGCCAGCCCAAUGAAUGCUGACAGGGAUUUGUGCAUAUUACAGACCAACAAAGUAUGUGCCAAGAGUUUCAAAAUUAACUAGAGAGUCUGAAUGCUCAACCUGAGCCACUUUAAUGGAGGCCUGAUUUCAGCGUGUGGGUGCUUAACAUUUUCUAAAAAAAAAAUCAGGCCCUUUUAAAAGAUCUUAAGUUGGGCACCACUAGUCACUUCAGAGAAUAUUGGCAAUAAGAAGUUUGUAUAUACGGUACAGGCAUCCAAAAAGAUCACCUUCAUAUUGAGCUGAGCAUACGGGGCAAUAAAAGCACUCCUGUAUCCUUAAUACAUGUUGGUUUCAUGGCCUCUCCCCUCCAGGGGUAGUGCUGUUUUCUAUUUAUUAGUCAAUAUUAAACACCAUUGGUGAGCGUGUUUCUAAUUUCCAGUGGUUUCAUACUGCACCUGAGCUCAGUCUAGUAUGAGAACAUGACCCUUUGAUGUAAGGUGAAUGUUUCCGUAGCAGUUGCUCUGUAUAUAAUGUUUGUUGAGAUGGCAUAUUGUGCCAGGAGGAGGAGAUUGUUCAAAACAUUCUCCAGAUAACAAAAUAAACAAAGUAUGGAUAAUUUUAGUCACAAUAAAUAAGAAAAAAUGGUAUUCUAAUCCAGAACUAUUAGCAAACUCAGUGCGAAGAAUACAGACUUCUCCAACUGCAAAAAUUAUUUAAUUUUAUCUGCGUUGGACGUAAAUGGGAUCCGGCAGUGGGUAUGCUAUUUAUGAAAUAUUACAUACUCUCUACUGAGCUAUCUUGACCUGGAGAGGUAGCAGAGGGAACAAAUUCAAUACAUUGCUUUACCACUUUCUUCUGGCUUAUUUUCCUGGAGCUGAAAAUGGAACAGAGGACUUUGUCUGAACAAGGUGUUGAUGAUCUAGGCUGUCACUGUGACAAGUGAAAAGUACUUUAUCACCAUAAAAGCGAUAGGAUUUUACAAAAUCAAAGGUUACUAUUGAUUUUGCAAACAUUCAUUGGGCUUGGAUUUUGUUUUGCAUAAAACAAGGUGAUGGGUUAAAAAAAACCUUUCAAAGGUGCCUAUGUGAUUUAGGAGCCUACAUGUGAUGCUUUUUUUUAAACUUAUAGUUGUCCAUAUCCGUCUCUCACUAUAAUCAAAUUCCCAAUGUUUAAAAGUUGUGAGGAGGGUUAGAUAAAACAGCUCUGCUUUUGAUCCAAUAUAUCAGUCUCUGGGCUAGACCCUGGAAUUACACAGAUUUACAAUUGUGUCAGUCACCAGGACCCACACAGACACUGUUGACUUUUAAAGGGGACUAGGACUUAGAGGAAAUAGGAGUUGGUCUUAUUUUGUAAAGCUAUUGCUGGACAAAAAUCUCAGUCAGGACAAAGUAACAAAGCUAACAAGAAGCAACUAACAUACUUUCACAGCUGAAAUUUGGCCUUUAACCCCCCCGCCCCCAGUCAAUUCUAAAAUGGACAUUUUAUAUAUAAAACCCAGAUACUAUUUGGGAGAGAGGAUAGCAGUAGGGCGAGUAUGCAAUUGGCUGUCUGAAUUUAUGAAUUCCUCAGUGGUUUCUGAUUGCCUACUCAUGUUUUACUUGAAAGCAGUUUUGUCUUGGAUAGCGUGUGGGGAUCUGGUGCAAGUGCCUAUCACAGUGUGUGCCCUGUCUCUCUUUUAUUAUGUAGUUCACUGGUUAUAUAUUUGCUUUUUUAAAACCCCAUCUACACGGAUGGUGGAUUUUUUCUACAAGUUAUUUAUAGGUUGUAUCUGCUUGCUCAAUGUUGUGCCUGGCAGUAUUAGUAUUUUGGUCCAAUUUUCUCUAUCAUCCGUUGGGUGUGUUUUCCCCCUUUACAGGAAGUUAUUUUAAACUUGUCAUGUAAGAAAAAAUGCUGGUCAGUAAAUUUUUAAAAAAUAAGGAAUGAUGCACUUUCCCUCUGUCUUUUUGUUUCUACUCAUCCCUUGUCAUCACCACAAUUUCAUGUUUUAUAUAUUCUCUUUCAUUUAACUGUUUUGUGGAUGCAUUUUAUUUCAUGUUUUUUGCUAAAAAGCACUAGGUGGAGAAUGUUUGGCAAAAUGAGGAAAUUGCAUGCUAUUAAAAGAGCCAAGAUUUUCAACAGCAGCUGGUGAUUCGGAUGCCUAAAUUGAGGCAUUUUAAAAGAAGCCUGAUCUCAGAAGGCAGGUGCUCAGCACUUUCUGAAAAUCCUUAUAAAAGGUCUCUCAAAUUGGGCACCCAAAAUCGCUUGUUGUUCUUGAAAGUCUUGGGCCUAGUUUAUCACAGGCUGUUGAUUUAAAUAAGGUGGAACAAAUUUGACAACAUGGAGUAUAGUUUUAAAAAACCCAAAUUGACAAAUAGAAUAUGGUAAUAUCCUGCUUCCUAAUUGGGGCAAAACAAGAGGAUCUACCUAAAACUAGGGUGUAUUGAUUUGACUGAGCCAAAUUUUCUUUUGCCUGAACCCAUAGAGAUGAGGAUCUUCCUAUAUAUUCACAAAGGCACCAUCCUUUCACAGUGAAAAGACUGGCAGAAAAACAAGAUUUCUCUUUUUUCUCCCACAAUUUCCCAAACCCAAGAUAAAAGAUUGAAUCCAGCAAUGGAAUUCAGAGCAUCCAUUUAUCCUUAAUUCCACUAACACACCACUCACACCUAAUAUUUGUUAAGACCAAUGAAAACUUCACAGAGCAG
This is a messenger RNA of Mauremys mutica (yellowpond turtle), 4684 nucleotides long. It is a transcript of the gene CHST11, whose product is annotated as carbohydrate sulfotransferase 11. Gene Ontology annotation, molecular function: sulfotransferase activity. The record is from RefSeq and is a predicted model, not a curated record. The coding region runs from base 293 to 1360 and encodes 355 amino acids. NCBI's taxonomy places the organism in Eukaryota, Metazoa, Chordata, Testudines, Geoemydidae. The transcript has 5 exons. Gene Ontology annotation, cellular component: membrane. Gene Ontology annotation, biological process: proteoglycan biosynthetic process; carbohydrate biosynthetic process.